AGUGGUGCAGCAGCUGCACGUGGUGGAGGAGCAGCAGAAACACAGUGCCAGUAGUAGUCGCAGUAGUAGUAGCAGCAGUAGUACUCGCGCGCUCAGCCCCUCUCUACACUUGUGCACCGUGCACGUCUCGAUGCUGUCACCGUGCACUGUGCUGAAUUGUCGCGCGGAGGGACACGCACUUUUUGAAUGCGCGCGCACAGAGCCGCUGUGAGAAUGAGUCCCGCGUAACGCUCGGGUAUUGUUGUCUCUCACCCCCUCUUCUUCCUCCUCUCUCUCUUCUCUUCCCUCCUCUCCUCUUCCUCCUCAUCCCGCGCGCUCUCUCCCUCUCUCUCUCUCUCCUCAGCCGAGUCGUUGCACUUAAAGUAUGGUAGAUAAAGGCCCCUUGUUGACUUCUGCCAUUAUUUUUUACCUGUCCAUUGGGGCGGCCAUUUUUCAAGUCCUGGAGGAGCCCAAUUGGAAGCUGGCUGCAAGGCAGUAUAGUUCCGAAAAGGAUAAAAUACUGGAGCAGUAUCCGUGUCUGACGAAAGAUGACUUGGACAGAAUACUUGAGGUGGUGUCCGAUGCUGCAGGCCAGGGGGUCACUAUAACGGGCAGCAAGUUUUUCAACAAUUGGAAUUGGCCAAAUGCUGUCAUCUUUGCUGCCACAGUCAUCACCACGAUCGGAUAUGGCAACAUUGCCCCCAAAACGUCAGCAGGCCGUGUAUUUUGCAUCUUCUAUGGGCUGUUCGGUGUGCCGCUGUGUCUCACCUGGAUCAGUGAGCUGGGAAAGUUCUUUGGUGGCAGAGCCAAGCACUUGGGCCAGUACCUGACCAAGAAAGGGUUUUCACUGAGAAAGGCUCAGUUUACCUGCACAGCCAUUUUCCUCCUCUGGGGCGUGCUGGUCCAUUUAGUGCUUCCACCUUUUGUGUUUAUGUCCCAGGAGGGUUGGACAUACAUUGAAGGCUUGUACUUCUCUUUUGUCACCUUGACUACAAUCGGCUUUGGAGACCUAGUAGCAGGUGUGGAACCAAAUAAAGAAUACCCAACUCUGUACCGUUACUUUGUGGAGGUGUGGAUUUAUCUUGGGUUGGCCUGGCUGUCUUUGUUCUUCAACUGGAAAGUGCGGAUGGUCAUCGAAGCUCACAAGGCACUGAAGAAACGCCGUAAGCUGCGCAAGCUCUCUUUAGACGAGCUCCGUCACUACAAAGAGUCUCACAAGGCCGCCCUUCGUCUGCCACCCACUCCCAACGAUGUCAACAUCUUCAGCUUUCUGUCCAAGAAGCAGGAAGGCUACAACGACCUGAUAAAACAGAUCGGCAGCAAGAAAAAGGACAGAAUUUCUGGCAGUGUCGGUAACGCCAUUGAUAAAUCCAAAGACAUCAACCGCUCCAAGAGUUGCAAUGAUGCUCCCAUGUAUAACACCAUCCUCAGUCUGGACCGUUCGCCUCGACAGAAGAGACGCUACAGUUUCAGUGACCGCGUCACCGUUGCCUUUUCAAAGUCCAAGAACUACCUCCUGGGCUCAGACAACGGUUUGCUGCUAACAGAAGAUCAGGUGGAGGGCGACCUAGAGCUGGACCAGGACCAAAUGUACGAGAACCAACUUGAUAAGGACGUCGAUAUUGAGAAACGAGGAGUGGGAGAAUGUGGAACGGGUGGUCGAAGGACGUGGGACUCAAAAGAGUACCACCCCCUGACGUUCCAAAAUGCAAACAUUACUUUUAUUGACGAGGAGAAUUUCCUCAGCAAUAACCUGGAGGAGGAGGAGGAGGAGGAGGGCGAUGAUGAUGGUGAUGGUGAUUCCAAAGCAAAACUAUCGAUCACGACAUGUGACGAAAACAUUGAAACGAAUUCCAAGGAGGAGCAUAGCUCUGAAUCCGAAGGCUCCGUGUUCACUAGUGACGGUUCAGAACACAGCCACUCGUACGAGACACUUGUAGAGGAAUAUGCAAAGGAAGAAAAUGUAGACUCUUAAAACUUAAGUCAACACAACGUACUGUUCAUCUGUCGUUGACUAGUUUGGCAUUGAAGUAUAUGAAUUCUAAUGUGAGCCAUUUGAAUGGAUAUCAGAUGUCCCAUUGCAACUUCAGGGGGUCUGAUAAUGACACUGCCAAGAUCAAAUUUCAAAUCGAUGAUUUCUUGAAUAUUCACGUCAUAUUGCCUGAUUGUUUUUUUUUUAAGUUGAGCUUCCUGUAAACUCUUGAACAACUGAUGUCUAACAUCUUCAUUACAGAACACGACAUGUAAUCCCAUGAGUAUUAACCAUCUGCUCUAUUUCUGUGUUUUAUACAGUUUGAGAAAUGAUACGCUACACAUUUUAGUGCUAUUGACCACCAGUGCUUUUUUUUUUUUUUUUUUUACUCAAUGGCUGAUAAGGAAUUAUAUGUGGAAAUGUAUUUUUUUUCCCGUAGUUUCUUAAAUACAUAUUCACCAUAUUGGUGUUUUUAAUAUUUAUUCAAAUGAAGGACAAUGUAGCUUUUUAUUUAAAAGAGAAAAAUCGACAUGGGUUUAUAUGUCUCCGAUUGCACAAUUCCACCAAAAAAGGACGGUUCAAUGUCCACUCCAUUACAGAUUGUCUUAAAACCUGAGCCAAACAUUUGUCCUUGAAGUAAAUGUUCUAGAAUGGUUAAUGUGCCAAUCCCCAUUUUUUUCCCUUUGAGAUUUAUUUGUAUUUAGUGAAGUCCUUGAUAACUUGUUGUGUCUGUGAUUGCUGUUUUUUGACUGUAUGGGACAGAUUUGUGACUGCACUAGAGGUCAUCAGUUAUGCGAAGGUCACAUGUGAGGAAAAUUAGAAACUCAUCAUUUCAUUAAGUUUUAUGGUUAAAUCUGAAUGAUUCCACCAGAAACAUGGUUUAAACUGAGGUUUUGUUUUUUCUUUCUUCUUUCCAAACUUGUCGACAUACUUUGCACUCUCGUUUGCUGAUUGUCAAAUCUGUAGCGUCUAGCUUCUUUUACCACGGUAGUGCACGAUGUCAAUGAAAUGACAAUAUUCCCCCUUCUCUCCCUCUCUCUCUCUAGCACCCUUUCAUUUCAUUGUGUUUGCCAUGUAAACGUUGGCUGGAAGCCCAUCGAUGGGUGGCCACAAACACAGCUCAGCUGGCCUUGCUACUUGUUUGCCUUCGGGGGGCUCACACUGGCAUGUAUGACUGAAGUGCCGCCCACGACUGGUAGCCAAGGUUAACCUGUAACCGAUCAAUGGUCCUUUUGACGUACGUUUUGUCAUAAGACAACAUCGGCAGUAUUGGCGCUGUCAAUUAUUGUAUUACCCUUUUUCGUUUCGCGUGAAUACAACUGUACUCUCAACACACCAAAAUCGAACGUCCGUUGCAUUUCAGUCUUUUUUUCAGACCCUGCUAACCCACUGCCUUUUUUGCGCGUAAUAAACUUGCACACAAUAACUUUUUAACAUUGUUACUUUGAAUGGCAGUGAGGCAGUGUCAGACAAGGACACGCUGAAUUUUAACCAGUUUCCUCAUUCAUACCAGAUUCAGUUGGAAUUUAUAUUCUAAAUAUAUUCCAAUAUUUGUAGAUUUCUGUAAACAUGUGGCACCGUUUUGACUCCUAACUCUGCCUAAAGUCCACUGCAUAGCAGAGGACAUGAAGUACAAUAAAACAUCUGUUGAAUGUACUUUGCAGUGACUCACUGAAGAGGUGUAAUCUUUCACGCUCAGUGUUUUUCUUUCGCCUCUCCCUUCUCUUUGUGUAUUUCAUUACAGGGACAUCUUUAUUUUUGUGGUUUCCAUUUCCCCCCUUUUCAUUUCAGUUUUUUCUGGAUGUCUCAGUGCUGCAUUGGGAUGCAGCCACGGUACUUUAUCUGGACUGAAAGCAUGUCUCUAGAUCAUUGACUAAGAACAGGUUAGGCUGGUUUAACCCAUUGUCCCUAGUUGUGUUGUUUUCUUGUUAAUGUUGCUCCAUUGUGUAAAAACUCCACUAUAGUUGUGUUUUUUAUGAUUAAAUUAUUCAUGUUUGUAUAUUAAUUCCAAACAAAACUGUAUAUUUCAUGUAAAAUAAACGUUUAAUAAAACUUGAUUUUGUGAUCAUUG
This is a messenger RNA of Hippoglossus stenolepis (Pacific halibut), 4022 nucleotides long. It is a transcript of the gene kcnk5a, whose product is annotated as potassium channel, subfamily K, member 5a. The coding region runs from base 365 to 1954 and encodes 529 amino acids. Gene Ontology annotation, molecular function: potassium ion leak channel activity. The record is from RefSeq and is a predicted model, not a curated record. Lineage: Eukaryota; Metazoa; Chordata; Actinopteri; Pleuronectiformes; Pleuronectidae. Gene Ontology annotation, cellular component: membrane. The transcript has 5 exons. Gene Ontology annotation, biological process: stabilization of membrane potential; potassium ion transmembrane transport.